Messenger RNA from Dendrobium catenatum, 2199 nucleotides. Its product is annotated as ABC transporter G family member 11. Bases 16 to 2013 code for a protein of 665 amino acids. The record is from RefSeq and is a predicted model, not a curated record. Gene Ontology annotation, cellular component: membrane. Gene Ontology annotation, molecular function: ATP hydrolysis activity; ABC-type transporter activity; ATP binding. The transcript is spliced from 8 exons. Lineage: Eukaryota; Viridiplantae; Streptophyta; Magnoliopsida; Asparagales; Orchidaceae.
CGAUGAGCUCAUCUCAUGGCCCCAACCGAUCUUUAUAUAUUGGAAUGUGUCGAAGUGAACUUCUGCACAACACAAGCAAAGCCUUCUUCUUCUCUGUGGCAAAUUUCCAUGGCUUCGGAGUCUCAGAGCUGUCCCUUGGAGAUGGUGACCGUCGAACGAGAAGCUCAGGGAGGGUGCCCCGAUGUUCGGGUCGGUGUAGGGUCGGAGGGACCCGGUGGGGUGGAGCUAACAUGGGAGGACUUGUGGGUGACGACGUCGAAAGGCAAUGGGCCGUCGGCGGCCAUUCUUUCUGGUGUAACCGGGUUCGCCCGGCCCGGCGAGGUCCUCGCAAUCAUGGGCCCAUCUGGUUGUGGAAAGUCCACUCUGCUCGAUGCUCUUUCUGGGAGAUUAGGAUCACAAAUGAGCCAAUCAGGGCUUAUACUUGUAAAUGGUCGAAGGCAAAUGCUUUCAUAUGGGACAUUGGCAUAUGUUACUCAAGAAGACAUUCUAAUGACCACCUUAACAGUUAAAGAGGCCAUCUACUACUCUGCAGAGCUAUUGCUUCCUGAUUGGAUGUCUAAGUCUCAGAAAAGGGAGAGAGCUGAGCAAGUGAUUAUAGAAAUGGGCUUGCAAGAUGCCAUGGAAACUAGAAUUGGAGGAAGGAGCAAAAAAGGCAUUAGUGGUGGGCAAAGGAGGAGGGUUAGCAUUUGCAUAGAGAUUUUGACCCGCCCGAAACUCCUAUUUCUUGAUGAGCCCACGAGCGGACUCGAUAGCGCUGCGUCAUAUCAUGUUAUGAGCAGGAUAGUAAACCAAGCUCGACAACAUGGUGGUACUGUCAUUACCUCCAUCCAUCAACCAUGUUCUGAAGUAUUUGAGCUUUUUGACAAUUUGUGCCUUUUGUGUUCUGGAAAUACUAUCUAUUUUGGCCCUAUUUCAUCAACUAGCAAGUUCUUUGCACUCAAUGGCUAUCCUUGUCCACCAAUGAUGAACCCUUCUGAUCAUUUUCUUCGAACCAUCAACAAAGAUUUCGAUUUGGUGAUUGGAGAAGGUUGUAACAAUAACUGCUCAUCAAACACAACAGAAGUCAUUAAGAUAUUAAUAAGUUCUUACAAAUCUUCCAAUUUUUGCCAACAAGUGUUGAGGGAAGUUGCUCAAAGUCAUAGCAAUAAAGGAGCAAAAGUGAAGAAGGGAAGGCAGGCUAGCUUCAUUGGAAAAUGUUCGGUGCUCACAAGGAGGUCAUUUGUGAACAUGUAUAGAGAUCCAGGAUACUACUGGUUACGACUUGCAAUAUAUUUUGCUCUGUGUUUGAGCAUUGGGACCAUCUUCUACGAUAUUGGAUAUGCUUAUGGCUCAAUUCAGGCCAGAGGUUCAAUGCUACUGUUUGUUGCAGGGUACCUUACAUUUAUGGCAAUUGGCGGAUUUCCUUCAUUUGUGGAGGACAUAAAGAUUUUCCGACGAGAGAGGCUGAACGGCCACUACGGCCCCUCUGCAUUCAUUAUCGCAAACACGCUCUCCUCAGCGCCUUUCCUCUUCCUCAUCUCAAUCAUCCCCGCCUCCGCCGCCUACUAUCUAGUCGGUCUCCAACGAGACCUACAACACUUCAUAUUUUUUACUCUUAUUCUCUACUCAAGCAUGCUACUCGUCGAAGGCCUAAUGAUGAUAGUCGCCAGCAUGGUCCCCGACUUUCUCAUGGGCAUCAUAACUGGUGCCGGCAUCCAGGGCGGUAUGAUCUUAGCCUCCGGCUUCUUUCGACUGCCGAAUGACUUGCCCAGGCUAGUAUGGAAGUACCCAAUUUACUAUAUUGCGUUUCACAAGUAUGCAAAUCAAGGAUAUUACAAGAACGAAUUCAUUGGGUUAACAUUUCAAGGAAAUGAGGGGAAUUCCACAAUUUCUGGAGAGGAGGUGGUGAGGAGUUUUUGGCAAAUGGAGGUUGGGUAUUCAAAGUGGGUUGAUCUUGCAAUCCUGUUUGGAAUGGCGGUGCUUUAUAGGUUGCUGUUUUUUGUUACAGUUAAAGUUAGUGAGCGUUUGAAGUAGAGGAAGACCAAUGGGAUGCUGCAUAUCAUCAUCACUAGAGCUAAUUAAUAUGAAUGUAAUCUGUGGAAUUUGUGUACUAAAUCAGAGAAUUAUUCUCUGAUGGAAAAUGGAUGUAGAAAUAUAUUUCUAUCCUUUUUUCUGCAUAAAUUUCUCUACUUAUAAAUAAUUAUUAUUAUUUGUGGGACA